AUGUCCAGCAGCUGGGGGAAGAUCCAAGCCAGGGCCAAGGAUGUGGCGGCUUGCGACAUUUGGACGGCGGGAUAUGCUUUUUGGGGCUGCGAUGAACAGCGCUCAUACAUUAUCGUAACCGCUGCGCUACUGUUGUCGAUGCCACAGGUGGUGUCAGUGAGCAACGCUUCGGCUCCAGCCAUCAAUCAGGAUAGCCAGGGCGCCCCUCGGAUGCUCAAGGUGGUCCUGACCGAUGGAAAGCGCAAGUUUACGGGUGUGGAGUCUGCGCCCUUGUCUGCUUUGUCGCGCAAGACCAAUCCGGGUACCAAAAUUCUGCUCACCGAGUCCAACUUGCCCAUUUUCAACAACAUCGUACUCCUGAACCCAUCCAACUGCCGCGUCCUUGGGGGUCACGUACCUGAACUUGUGGAGCGCUGGGCGAUGCAGGUCAAACUUGCUGAGCACCAACGCUCACAUGCUGUCCGCGAUGCCAGCUACCCUGUUUUCUUACCCUUUUCUGCGGCCAACCUAAAAGCUCUCAAAACAAGUAAAACACCCCAGGCAAAGCCAGCUGUGGCUGAUGUGACUGAGGAUUCAACCAAGGGUGAUUCUCGGGAUGAUCGCGAGCGAUUGUCAACUACGCAAGACUCCAAGCAUGUCAUCAAGUCGCUGCAGCAAGCCACUACAUCACUGGAAUCUCUCAAGCUCCAGCAUGAAGCCAAGCAGGAGGCUCGGCGCGAAGCUCGAAUGCAGAAGCGCCGUGGUCGCCGACGACAUGGUGAUGACGAAGUCUUUGAAGACGACCCCAACACGAUUACGCUCGAGCAAUUGCAGCAACGUCGUGCUCAGCAGCAGCAGCUUCCCAAGCAGGGCUCGGUCCCAUCACCUGCCCAGGAGGGUGCACAACCUGGAAGCACGCGGCCUUCAGCUGAGGUUGUCGCCUGGCGCCAGCAGCUGGCAGGCAUGGGUUUUGCAGCUGACAGCAUUGCGACGGCUUUGGCCACAUGCGACACUUUUGAUGCUUGCUUGGAAAGCCUCCUGCAGGGGCUUGCUGGCCAAGCAGACCAGGCGCAUCCUAGUGCCCAAGUGACCUCUCAUGGAAGAGCAGACCGUGCUUCGGACUUGACGCGGGGAACUAACCAACGGCGUGAGGAGCGGCCGCAGGGCCACGAGCGAGCGAAUGCCACACACAAGGGUGCCAAGCACGGGUCUCGAAGCGAGGGUGCAGCAGAGCCAACUGCACGCUCUAAUGACAGUCGCCGUUCAACCUCUGCACGGGGUCACAAAGAUCGCCGUCAAACAAAGACUCAAGAUCAGCAAGGCUCGAGGCCCAAGCGACACGACCCAUCAGCGCGCCAGGAGGCAACCGAGCGUUCAAACACGCGGCACGCGACACAGGCACAAUACCAGCCCCCUGCCUCCCGGACUCAGACAACUCAUUCAUCCGGAUCAAAGCGACAACAACAGCAGCAGCAGCAGCAGCAGCUACCAGCGCCUUCUCAAAGCCUCAAGCCCUCCCACACGGGAGCGAGCAAAGAAAAGGGCAAACAUGCCAAGCAAGCCGCUCGCCAUGCGAACUCUGCCGUGGCAAGUGCACCUCAAUUGCCCGCACCAGCCUUGACCCUGCCGUCUCCUUCGCCUGCUGUGGUGGUUCAACUGCGCGACGGAUCGUCCGGCCCAUCUGACGACGGCCUCUCACUGGGCCGGCCCCUAAGUGCUAGUGGUCGAGGUCGAAGUCGGGGUGCGAAAGCAGAAGGUCGCGGCGGUCGCGGACGUGGCGGAUCUUCGCGCCGGUCGGUGCGCCAAUGA
Messenger RNA from Monosiga brevicollis MX1, 1788 nucleotides. RefSeq lists its product as uncharacterized. Lineage: Eukaryota; Choanoflagellata; Craspedida; Salpingoecidae. Bases 1 to 1788 code for a protein of 595 amino acids. The record is from RefSeq and is a predicted model, not a curated record. The transcript has 2 exons. Gene Ontology annotation, cellular component: nucleus.